Messenger RNA from Brassica oleracea var. oleracea, 1788 nucleotides. Its product is annotated as probable F-box protein At3g61730. Gene Ontology annotation, cellular component: nucleus. Gene Ontology annotation, molecular function: protein binding. The transcript is spliced from 8 exons. Gene Ontology annotation, biological process: reproductive system development. Bases 62 to 1150 code for a protein of 362 amino acids. The record is from RefSeq and is a predicted model, not a curated record. NCBI's taxonomy places the organism in Eukaryota, Viridiplantae, Streptophyta, Magnoliopsida, Brassicales, Brassicaceae.
UCAAUUUUUUUUUUGUUUUGCUUAAUUAGUGAGAUACUGAGUGAGCAGAGAUAGAGGGAAGAUGAAGACGAGAUCCAGUGAUGUACAAGGAGCUAACAGAGGGAAGAGGAAAGCUCCAGAGGGAGACGAAAAUGGCAGAGGAAAGCGACGAUCGGUGCAGAGCGACGAACAGAAGAAGGCUCCUCAGAUAGGCGAUUACGGUAGAGGGAAUAAACGUUUGGCACCGAGCAACGAACAGAAGAAGGGGAAGAAGAUCCUGAGAGGAAUCCGUAGCUGUGUAUCUCCUCGGUGCUCUGCUUCUUCUACUCACCGUCCCAGCUUCUUCUGGUUUGAGCAAGACGCAUGGACAUACAUAUCGAGGUUUCUGGAUGGCAAAUCGCUGGUGAUGCUGGGAGCAACAAGCAAAUGGUUUCACAAGACCGUAAUGGAGGAGUCUAUUUGGAGGUUUGCUUGCUUGCGUGAUCUUCAGGUGCCGAGGCCGUUUCCAGUUUCUUCUAGCUGGAACAAGAUAUAUGCUUCUGCUUUUGAUGGGAGCCACUCUUACUUGUUCCAUCAGAAGGAAAAGCAUAUUGACUGGAUGCGUAUUGGUGCCUUUACUCUUGAUUCUCGAAUGUCACUCCUGACUGAGAGUUUGAGUGGCCAACUGAAAGUCCCAAGGGUUCAAGGCACCAUAGAACAGAUGCUGCAAUCCACUGGUUCAUGUAUCAUAAAAGACAUCAAAAGCGGUAUCUGGAUUGCAGAUUUACAGCUUGUUCGUUGCCCUGUCUGUGACCUCAGUACCUGUGAUGGAACAAUGCAAACACUUGAUACUAGGCACAUUGAACUGUUCCUGAAUGAAGAAUACAAAGAUGGAAGCUGGGACUACAAUCUCAUCGGAUCUCAUAAGUUACAGAAAGACACAAGUGCAGCUUGUGGAGCCAUAUUUGAUCUCAAACACGUUAAGGCAUCUGCAUCCUCAGGCAUCCUCCACCUCAAGUCUUGGACCGGAGAGCCAGACGAUUCCCAACCCAAAGCAUUUAUCACAACCCACGCAGUUGCUGUUCACACAAGGUUACAGAAAAACGAAGGAAUCCUUGUGAAGUAUCAGACGAUGAAAGCAGGAACUGAUGGUGACAUUGUUGCCAUCAGAAUCUCCCAACAGCUACUCUGAGUUCCUGUUCACAGUGUGUUAUCAAGGUCACACAAUAGAGCCUUUAGUAUAUCUCUGGUAUGCAAAUCAUUUUACUCUUCGGUAAGAUAAAACUCUACUUCAUUAUAUGACUUUACAGUAUAUGUUGCAAGAAUAUCCUGAGAGGUUAUUGAACUUGUUGUCUACAAAACUUACGCACCAACUUAUAUAUACAUGUGUACGCUAUCCUUUGAUAUUUUCCAUUAAGUACAAGUAGUUAUAGUGAGUAUAUCUUAUUCACCAUCACUAAUGGCGUUCUCAAAACAGUUCCGUCUCCUUCUCUUCUUCUUCCUCCCUCUCAUAGAUGCCUCCGAACACAAAAGGCUGCGUCACUGUUACUUAAAACAAUGGAUAACGAGAUAAUGCAGAUGGGAUUCACUCUUACUUAUUCCAUCACAAGGAAAAGCAUAUUGCUCACUCAAUCUCUGUAAACUGGUUUCAUCAUGGUCUCUUUUGUUUUGGUAACUAUAUUGGAGAAAAAAGUCAUGUUAAUAUAAGAUGUCAAGUUCUAUGGCAACUCUCUGAGUCUAGAAUGGAUUUAUUAUCACAUCCUCUAGCUUAUCUGCUUUUAGUGCCGUAAUCGUCUUAAGAGUUUAGAGUAAUCAACUGAAAGAUAUCAA